AAUCAAGCCGACCCAACCUCCCUCUCCAUUACUUUCUUGCUCGUCGAUAGCGCUGGUCGCAAUUCAUUCUUUUCUGAUUUCACCACAUCCACGAAGCUAGCUUUCAGGCUUCACCUCUUCUCGAAUUCUAUUGCCCGCAGGACCGGGCCUUUGGCCUACAAUUGGGACACUGGACACAAAGCGACUUCUCUCAGCCAUCAAGUUCUGUAAAAACACUGGUGGAGUUGCCAAGAGGCCAGUCAUCAUGAUGGACAUGGACAUGCCCGGCAUUCAGAUGGGUGCCGGCACCUCCCCCUCUCAAGCCGAAGCAGCCACCCCAGCAGUCGCAACCCCGAGCCAAGCAACAUUGCCGGUAACGAAAGCCGCUGCUGUCGGUCACGACGAAGAGUCACCUACCACUGCCGAAAUAUCAGGUAUGGACAGUAUGGGUGGCAUGCGCACCUCAUUCCACAUCGGCACCGGCGACGCUCUCUGGAUCCCGUCAUUGGCGCCAUCGACGGGGGCCGGCUACGCUGGCGCCAUCAUCCUUCUCAUGCUCUUGACUGUGUCGCUGCGCUUCGUUAUCACACUGGAGCACAUGAUCAACAAGCGCCGGAAAGGGAAGAGAGCCCUCGACGAAGCCGAGGAGGCUGGGAGCUACUUUAAGCAGUCUGGGUCCGAUGGAGAAGACUCGGGCAGUACACCGCCCAAGUUCAAGCUGUCUGUUCUGCUUCCCAGGGCUUCGUUCCUCGUGCUAACCAUGGCUCUUGGAUACUUGCUCAUGCUUGCCGUUAUGACUUUCAAUGUUGGCUACCUUCUGGCCAUUCUGGGUGGCGGUUUCUUGGGCGAGAUCGCCUUCAGCUGGGUCAAAGACUAAGCAUGCCCGGUGGAGAGAACCAGA
Microdochium trichocladiopsis is the source of this 880-nucleotide messenger RNA. RefSeq names its product Ctr copper transporter family-domain-containing protein. The transcript is spliced from 2 exons. Lineage: Eukaryota; Fungi; Ascomycota; Sordariomycetes; Xylariales; Microdochiaceae. Gene Ontology annotation, cellular component: plasma membrane. The record is from RefSeq and is a predicted model, not a curated record. Gene Ontology annotation, biological process: copper ion transmembrane transport; intracellular copper ion homeostasis. Gene Ontology annotation, molecular function: copper ion transmembrane transporter activity. Bases 245 to 856 code for a protein of 203 amino acids.